Molecule: messenger RNA, 1936 nt
Organism: Durio zibethinus
Lineage: Eukaryota; Viridiplantae; Streptophyta; Magnoliopsida; Malvales; Malvaceae
Product: protein MODIFIER OF SNC1 11-like
Biological process (GO): poly(A)+ mRNA export from nucleus
Cellular component (GO): nucleus
Source: RefSeq, a predicted model, not a curated record
GUGGCCAACAAAAAAAUCAACCCUCAAAAGAAUCUUACAAAGAAAAAUAAAAGAAACCUCCCAGCGCCUUCAUAUAUGGGCCACCCUCUGGCCUUAUUUUCUUUUGCUUUCCUUUCAAAAGCAUUCACUAAUCUAAAAAUAUUAGAAGAAAAAAGGAAAAGAAGAAGAGAGAACGCUUCUCACCGCCUCACGCUCUUAAGCCGCGGUUUGUACUCUUCACAUAAUCCUACCUAGAUACCACUCCGAUGGCAACCAACACCGAGAAGUCCGUCGCUACCGCAACCUCCAUCACCACCACCACUCCAACACCCGUCGCAUCCGCCGCCAAUUCAUCGGCAGAACCAAACCCUAAGAAGACUGUGGCCCCAGCCUCACAUUCCACGGAUAAGUCAGAUCAUCCUGCCACUGGUACUCUUUCCGUUUCUGAAAUAUCUGUAAAGGAGAGCGAGGGUUCCAAGACCUCCGAGACUAAUGUGGGCUCGGUCGCUGGAGAUAGCGGCGGUCCCGUUAACGAUAUUCAGAAGAAGAUUCGCCGAGCUGAGCGGUUCGGCGUACCGGUCCAGUUGUCUGAGCAAGAGAAGCGUAAUACUAGGGCUGAGAGGUUUGGCACUGCACCCAGCUCAAAUGGAUCAGAAGCAUCUAAGCAAUCAGAGGAGCUGAAGAGGAAGGCUAGAGCAGAGAGGUUUGGGCUUGCUGUACCCUCUACCGCUACUGAUGAGGAGGCAAAAAAGAAAGCUCGUCUUGCCAGAUUUGCACCAUUUUCCAAAUCUGAUACAGUGGAAGAAGAAAAGAGAAAAGCAAGGGCAAUCAGGUUUUCGAAUCCUCCAUCAAAUUCUUUAUCCAAGGUGAAUGGCAAGGGAAAUAUUGAACCAGAGGCUCCUAUUGCUGGAAAGGCUGGUGGAGGACUUUAAAUGGAAAUUGCCCAUGUAGUAUAGCUUGCAAGGUCUAGUUUUCUAACAGCUUGUGAUUCCCUCAACGGCUUCUUUAUUAUGUUUUCUUUCCAACCUCGGAAUUCUUAGAUGCUGUACUCCUUCAUCCCCAGAUGAAUUUCCAAAACAGUUAAGGGUUUCUUUGGGCAGUUUGGAAGGUGUUCUUUCUCAUUUCAGUUACGGUUAUGGUGUCUAUUCACAUGGUGAGGCCUAGAGGAAUCAACAACCACCUGUAGUGUUUACCUAUCUCAAAUCUUACAGAGAGACUUAGAAAUUCUGAAGUAAUGGUUAGAAAUUUUCAACUUUUCCCCUUGAUAUAAUUGAGAAAGUAUGGAGUGGUAAGUAGUUUCCUAUUAAAAAAAUUAGUUGAAUAGGUUCUUUGCAGUGACUAAGUUUGGGCAGCAUCUUAUACUCUUCCAAGUUGCAUAGUAUGAUCAAGUGUGAGACAGCAGUAGUAAUUCAUGUUGAGUCUGACAUCUAUUUCCAUGGGUUAAAGUAGCAAACAAUACAUGCUUCAUAGGAAUUCUUGGGCUCUUCUUUUUUAGAUAGCUUAAAGCAAGAGGAAUUUCAUUUCUUUUUCUGGUUUUUAUACGUUGAAGUUUGUAGGUUUUCUUUUUGGGCAGGGGGGAGUGUUUGUGGUUUGGCGUUGGCUGUAGGACAAAUGAUAACUUAGAUGCCUUUGAUCUGAGCUAACAUGGAUACCUUUGUUUUCUGUAUUUAGAUUAAAAAAUUAUUAGUAAGAAUGUAGUGUGGGAGUUUGUAAGGGGUCUUAUCUUUAGAUUGUUUUUAUUCGCUCGAUCUCUGGCAGUCAUCUUGUUAGUUUUGUUACUUUUAAAUAGAUUUGACAUUUUUCCUUUUAUUUAAAAAAAAAUGGAAAUAAAACCAUUUGUUAGGCAUGUCAUGUUUAUUCACUUGCUUGUGUGCAGGCUUGCAUGCAUGCGUUUGCAUGUUUGUAUGCAUAUUUAUGCUAUGUGUAAUGAUACUAAUGGCUCAAAUGGCAUUAAUUU